Microtus ochrogaster (prairie vole) is the source of this 1964-nucleotide messenger RNA. RefSeq names its product complement C3b/C4b receptor 1 like (gene Cr1l). Bases 293 to 1756 code for a protein of 487 amino acids. Lineage: Eukaryota; Metazoa; Chordata; Mammalia; Rodentia; Cricetidae. The transcript has 11 exons. The record is from RefSeq and is a predicted model, not a curated record.
AUAAUGCCUUGCUUUCUUUGGAACUGAAAGUACUUAAAAUUAGAAAACAUCCUGGAACUGUCUUGCUAGGUUUUGAUCAUGUGUCUCCGUCCCUGAAGCGAUCUCCCAGGAGGUAUUCCAUAGUUCCAUAGAAGGCCCACGAAUGAGAAUAAACAAGACCCCGCCCAACAACGGGAAGCGGUGUUGAAUAGCUUUUUUAACCCCCCCGGAACUCAGCGUCAUUUCCCGCACCCUGGGCGUGGUUGCCUUCUCUUUGCCAGUUCUACUGGGCUUGAUACCGGUGUUGAAGAAAAUGAAGGCUUCUCGGAGCUCAGAGCGUCCGGGCCCCGCGGGGCGCCUUGUAGCUUUCAGCCGCGGCGGAGCGAAGCUGGCCAUCCUGCUGCUGUUCCUUCCGCCAUCAGUUUUGGGUCAGUGCAAAGCCCCAUCAUGGUUUCCAUUUGCCAACCGUAUAACUCAAACUGAUGAAUCCGAGUUUCCCAUUGGAACAUCUUUGAUGUAUGAAUGUCGCCCAGGAUAUAUCAAGAGGCAGUUCUCCAUCAUAUGUGAACAAAACUCAGACUGGACAAGUGCUGAAAACAAGUGUAUACGUAAAUCAUGUACAAAUCCUAAAGAUCUUCAGAAUGGCAUAGUAAAUAUAAUCACAGACAUUCAGUUUGGAUCCAGUAUUACUUAUACUUGUAAUACAGGAUACCGCCUCAUUGGUUCCUCUACCGCUAUGUGCAUAAUCUCAGGUAACGGUGUCGUUUGGGAUAAUGAAGCACCUAUUUGUGACAGAAUUCCUUGUGAAGCACCCCAAGCCAUUACCAAUGGAGAGUUCGUUACUCCUACAGAAGAUUUUUAUUAUGGAAUGGUGGUCACCUAUCGCUGCAAAACUGGUGAUAGAGGGAAAAAGCUCUUUAAUCUGGUGGGUGAACCAUCCUUACACUGUACCAGCAAUGAUGGUGAAGUUGGAGUCUGGAGUGGCCCUCCUCCUCAGUGCAUUGAACUCGGCAAAUGUACACCUCCCCAUGUUGAAAAUGCAGUCAUGGUGUCUGAAAGCAGAAGCUUGUUUUCCUUAAGAGAUACUGUGGAGUUUAGAUGUCAGCCUGGCUUUAUCAUGGAAGGAAUCAGCAGUGUACAGUGUCAAGACCUAAACAAAUGGGAGCCAGAGUUACCAAUCUGCUUCCAGGGUAAGUCUGAUCAGGGCUUGGGGAGCAUGCCAUGCCAUGGGGUGUUGGAGGACCAGAGGGAAUGUGAAAUCAAGAAGGGUCAUGUGUUUGUGGUGUUAGUACACCCUCACAACACAUCCAUUCAAACUGAGAAGAAGCUAAAUAUGAACAAGGAAUACCUGGAAAAUGACUAUUACUCUGGCCAAAUCAUUUUACAGUACACUACCAUUUUCUUCCUUAGGUUUCAAUUAAAAGGCAAUUCUGCUAGUUACUGUAUUCUGGCUGGAAGGGACAGUAUUUGGAAUAGCAGUGUUCCUGUGUGUGAACAUAUCUGUGGCUUUGUUUCUCUUUCAGACUCAAGCCAUGUUCACAUAAUUGGCAUUUGCAUUGGGGUAGUCAUCUUUAUUUCACUCAUCCUUGUUUCCUGUUGCCUCAUUCUAAAAUAUAAAAAAGGCAACACCACAGAUGGAAAGUGUAAAGGAGUGAGUAUCCAUGUAAAGUCUGAAGAAGACAGUUGUAUUAACCCUCAAGCUCUGCUCGCAAGUCAAGAGAACAACAGUUCCACUAGCCCAGCUUGGAUUGAUUCGCCCAAGAAGCCUUCUCAAUAGCCACAUUGCAAAAUGAUGUCACUUUCUGAAAAAGUAUAUCCUACCUGUAUCACUUUUAAAACAAACUGUUUUGUUUUAAGAGCCAGAUGUGUGGUUCAUACAUGUAAUUCCAGCACUUGAGAGACUGAUACAGAAGAAUUGCCACAAGUUCAAGGCCACUCAGGACAUUUUACCUCUCUCAAAAAUAAAAAUAAAUAAAAAUAAAAAA